Messenger RNA from Juglans regia (Persian walnut), 3138 nucleotides. Its product is annotated as pentatricopeptide repeat-containing protein At3g02330, mitochondrial. The transcript has a single exon. The record is from RefSeq and is a predicted model, not a curated record. Gene Ontology annotation, biological process: RNA modification. Lineage: Eukaryota; Viridiplantae; Streptophyta; Magnoliopsida; Fagales; Juglandaceae. Gene Ontology annotation, molecular function: RNA binding; protein binding. Bases 92 to 2761 code for a protein of 889 amino acids.
UUGGGCCCAUGGAAGUGAGGCAAAGAAGUGAAGAGCCCAAGACUGAUUCUCAACGGUCAAAAAACCCGCGAAAGCAUGACUUCCACAGUUAAUGGCUCACCAUCACUUCCCUCAUCUUCGGUUACUAAGGUUUUCGUCUUUCCCUUCGGUGCCCCUAUUCAAAUCUCGGCAAGUUUGUACAUUUUGCACCGUUGCACUAAACCAAACAACACCCACGAGGUGGAAAACCUUUUCCCACAUCUUCCAAGAAUGCUCGGAUCGUCGAGCUCUAAGUCCGGGAAAACAAGGCCAUGCUCGCAUGAUAGUUUCUGGGUUUCAGCCCACCGUCUUUGUUACAAAUUGUUUGGUGCAGAUGUAUGUGAAAUGUCAUAGUUUGGAGUAUGCUUUUGAUGUGUUUGAUAGAAUGCCGGCACGGGACACGGUAUCUUGGAAUACGAUGAUUUUUGGAUACGCAGGAUGUCGGAAGAUGGGAAUUGCGCGGUCCUUUUUUGAUACAAUGCCUGAGAGAGACGUGGUGUCCUGGAAUUCUUUGAUUUCGGGGUACUUGCAAAGUGGUGAUUAUCGAGAGUCGAUUGAUAUAUUUAUGAUGAUGGGGAGAAUGGGAAUGGUGUUCGACGAAACUACGUUUGCAGUUUCUUUAAAAGUGUGUUCUGUCAUGGAAGACUUUGACUUGGGGACUCAGAUGCAUGGAAAUGCUCUGCGAAGAGGUUUUGAUAAUGAUUUGGUAACAGGAAGUGCCCUCAUAAAUAUGUAUGCCAAAUGUAAGAAAUUAGAUAACUCUCUUUCUGUUUUCCACGAGAUGCCUGAGAAGAAUUGGGUUUCUUGGAGCGCUGUUAUUGCUGGCUGUGUUCAGAAUGAUCAGUUCAUUGAGGGAUUUGAACUGUUCAAGAAGAUGCAGAAGGCAGGAGUCAGUGUUAGUCAAUCUAUUUAUGCUAGUGUUUUCAGGUCCUGUGCAGGGUUAUCUGCAUUUAGUUUAGGUACUCAGUUGCAUGGACAUGCCUUAAAGGCUGACUUUGGAUCUGAUGUCAUUGUGGGAACUGCCACUUUGGAUAUGUAUGCAAAAUGUGACAGCAUGCUUGAAGCUCGAAAGCUAUUUAACUCAUUGCCAACCCGCACUUUGCAAUCGUACAAUGCCAUUAUUGUGGGGUAUGUUCGAAGUAAUCAAGGUUUUGAAGCUCUAGAACUAUUUCGGCUUUUGCAGAAAUGUAGCCUUGGUUUUGAUGAGAUAAGCCUAUCUGCUGCACUUAGUGCUUGUGGAGUGAUGAAAGGAAAUUUGGAGGGGCUUCAACUACAUGGUUUAGCAGCUAAGAGUAGUUUGAGGUCAAAUGUUUGUGUGGCAAAUGCCAUGUUGGACAUGUAUGGUAAAUGUGGAUCUCUUUUUGAAGCUUGUUGUGUGUUUGAUGAGAUGCUACAAAGAGAUGCAGUGUCUUGGAAUGCAAUUAUUGUCGCUCAUGAGCAGAAUGAAAAUGAAGAGGAAACACUUGCACUCUUUGUUUCAAUGCUUCGGUCAAGAAUGGAACCUGAUGAGUUCACCUAUGGCAGUGUUUUAAAAGCUUGCGCAGGUCAGCAAGCUUUACACUUUGGCAUGGAGAUCCAUGGCAGACUUAUCAAGUCCAGAAUGGGGUUGAAGUCAUUUGUUGGAGGUGCUCUUGUCGAUAUGUACUGCAAGUGUGGCAUGAUGGAAGAGGCAGAAAAGAUUCAUGACAGAACAGAUGAACCAGCAAUGGUUUCAUGGAAUGCCAUAAUUUCUGGAUUCUCGCUACAAAACCAAAGUGAGAGUGCUCAGAGAUUCUUUUCUCAGAUGUUGGAGAAGGGUAUAAACCCUGAUAACUUCACGUAUGCAACAGUUCUGGAUACUUGUGCUAAUUUAGCCACCGUUGGACUUGGGAAACAAAUCCAUGCUCAAAUCAUUAAGCUGGAAUUGCAACCAGAUGUGUAUGUAACUAGCACUCUUGUCGAUAUGUACUCAAAAUGUGGGAACAUGCAAGACUCCAUACUAAUGUUCGAUAAAGCACCUAGGCGAGAUCCUGUGACAUGGAAUGCCAUGAUUUGUGGCUAUGCUUACCAUGGUCUUGGAGAAGAGGCCCUCGCAACUUUUGAGAAUAUGCAGCUUGAAAAUUUGAAACCAAACCAUGCUACUUUUGUUUCGGUUCUCAGAGCUUGUGGUCACAUUGGGCAUGUUGAGAGAGGAUUGCACUACUUCCAUUCCAUGCUAAGUGACUAUGGUUUAAAUCCUCAGUUGGAGCAUUAUUCAUGUAUGGUCGAUAUAUUAGGCAGGUCUGGGAAAGUUAACGAGGCUUUGAAGCUUAUUCAAGAGAUGCCUUUUGAAGCUGAUGCUGUUAUAUGGAGAACUCUGCUUAGUAUUUGCAAGAUCCAUGGGAAUGUAGAGGUGGCAGAAAAAGCAGCCAAAUUUAUCCUGCAAUUAGACCCUCAAGACUCUGCUGUUUAUGUCCUGCUAUCAAAUAUCUAUGCUGAUGCAGGUAUGUGGGAUGAGGUUACAGAGAUGAGAAAAGUAAUGAGGCAAAAUUAUUUAAAGAAGGAACCUGGUUGUAGUUGGAUCGAGGUAAAGGAUGAAGUUCACACAUUUCUUGUUGGUGACAAGGCUCAUCCUAGAUGCAUAGAUGUAUAUGAGAAGCUUGAUAUGCUAACUGAGGAGAUGAAGUGGGUCGGGUAUCUACCAGACAUUGAUUUUGUGCUUGAGGAAGAGAUUGAGGAACUCCAAGAGCAAGAAGAGCUAAGAGCAUGCAUAGAUGUUAUGUAGUUCUACGACCCUGUGAAAAAAAUGAGAUUUUUUGGUGAUUUUUCCAGCAUGGAAUUUGGAGUGAGUUGGGAAACGAAUACAUGGCGUUGGACAUAAGACUAGUGGAUUUUGUGAUCAACGGAUUCGUGGGAAGACCAUACAGCUUGUGACAGUGUACUGAGUUAUAAGGAUGGGAUGAAUUGGUUUUGGAAGAGACACAUCGAUCCAAGGAAAGCUCAAUCUACCAUUUUUAAUGAUCCGAGAAAAGUCCAAACCAAGGCUUUUAAAAGUUGAGAAGUUUAGUGAAAAUAAACGAGGUCAAAGUUUUGUGUGGGAAUUCUAUAUCAAUCAACAUUACAAUUGGGAUUAUUUUAAUCAUUAUAAAUUUGAAGACUUUU